CGCGCCCCGGGGCUGGGGGCGGGCGUCCAUGGAGCGCCACUCCAGUUACUUCUUCGUCUGGCUGCAGCUGGAGCUGUGCGCCGUGGCUGUGUUGCUCACCAAAGGUGAGAUCCGCUGCUACUGUGAUGCUGCUCACUGCGUGGCGACCGGCUACAUGUGCAAGUCAGAGCUGAGCGCCUGCUUCUCCCGACCGCUGGAUCCUCAGAACACAAACUCCCCCCUCAGCCACGGCUGCCUGGACUCUGUCGCCAGCACGGCCGAUGCGUGCCAAGCCAAACAGACGCACAACCACUCCGGCACCAGCGUGCCCACAUUGGAAUGCUGUCAUGAGGACAUGUGCAAUUACAGAGGCUUGCAUGAUGUGCUCUCUGCACCCAGGGGAGAGGCCCCAGGUGCCAGCGGCAGGUACCAGCACGACGGCAACAGGAACCUGCUGAGCAAGGUGCAGGAGCUGAGCUCGUCCAAGGAGCUGUGGUUCCGCGCCGCGGUGAUCGCCGUGCCCAUCGCGGGCGGCCUCAUCCUGGUGCUGCUCAUCAUGCUGGCCCUGAGGAUGCUGCGCAGCGAGAACAAGAGACUGCGGGACCAGCGGCAGCAGAUGCUGUCACGGCUGCACUACAGCUUCCACGGACACCACUCGAAAAAGGGCCAGGUGGCCAAGCUGGACCUGGAGUGCAUGGUGCCCGUCAGCGGGCAUGAGAACUGCUGUCUGACCUGCGACAGACUGAGGCACGGAGACCUGCGCAGCGAGAAGGUCCUGUCCCUCGUGCACUGGGGCAUGUGCAGCGGGCACGGCAAGCUGGAAUUCGUAUGACGGGGGGCCCCACCCGGCGCACUCGCUGGCGCCGGCUUCUGCUGGGACAGGCGCACUUUACAAGAGUCACCUUGGAGAGAUGGCAGGCCCCUGCCCGCCACCAAGGAGACCUGGGGGACUCCUCCGGAAGGAUUAUUUGCACAGCCUGGAGAUGUAGUGUUGGCUUGAAAAUGACAAAAACAUUUAAAAAAAAAAUUAAAAAGUGAAGUGGAGCCGCUGUACACGCUGUUAGCAGGGUUGUUCACGGGAGUGGGAACUGAGUGCUUCGGUCAAGUACGUGUGUGCUCUGGGCGCUCUGACACCCUGCCUUAGUGUAAAGAUUUUGGAAAAAAAUAUAUAUAUAUA
This is a messenger RNA of Ochotona curzoniae (black-lipped pika), 1156 nucleotides long. RefSeq names its product BMP and activin membrane bound inhibitor (gene BAMBI). Gene Ontology annotation, molecular function: frizzled binding. NCBI's taxonomy places the organism in Eukaryota, Metazoa, Chordata, Mammalia, Lagomorpha, Ochotonidae. The transcript has 3 exons. Gene Ontology annotation, biological process: transforming growth factor beta receptor signaling pathway; negative regulation of transforming growth factor beta receptor signaling pathway; positive regulation of canonical Wnt signaling pathway. The coding region runs from base 29 to 811 and encodes 260 amino acids. The record is from RefSeq and is a predicted model, not a curated record.